AUGGGAGGAAGUGGAUCCAAAAAAAAACUUCAAUCAUUGGAGAAGCAACAAGAAAUGCUUAUGAGAGAACAUGCCGAGAUGGCAAAACGUCUAGCUGAAGAACAAGAGCAGGGUAAAAAACAACAUGAAGCAGCUCUUGCACAAAUGGCCCAACUCAUGCUUCUAUUAAUCGCAUCACAAGCUGAAACACAAACGACUAAAAAAGAAGAACAAUUACUUGAAAUUGAAGGUGUUACAUAUAUUAUAACUGAGUUUGUUAAUAAAGGUGGAUUUGGACAAAUCUAUAAAGGUGUAGUUAAAGGCAGUGAUCGUGUUGCUGCAAUUAAAGUUAUGCCAAAUUCACCAUUAAUUCAAAAAGAAAUUGAAAAUGAAAUACGUUUUUUACGUUUAACUAAAAAAAUUUCACUUGAGCCUCAUCCAGUAAUUGACUAUUAUGGUUGUAAAGUUACAAGUGAACAUAUAUUUAUUUCAAUGGAAUUAGCUCAUUGUGAUGUUUUAACAUUUUGGUUUCAAGGUAUGGCAGAUAAAAGUCCAGAACAACAAUUUACUUUUGGACUUGUAAUUAUCAUGUAUACAUUACGUGCAUUGGCAUUUCUCGAAAGAUUAAAUAUUAUUCAUGGAGAUAUCAAACCACAAAAUCUUGUUAUAGUACAACAAGGUGAAGGUUCUUUAUGUGUUAAAUUAAUUGAUUUUGGAACAGUUGAAAAAAUGCAUACAUUACGUUCUUUAGUUACUGUUGAUGCAACUAAAGCUCAUACACAAUUUUUUGCAUCACCAGAAUUUUUACGACGUGAUUCGAAAAAUUUAAUUUCACGUCGUUUACAUAAAAAAUCUGAUGCUUGGGCUGCUGGUGUUAUGUUUUAUUUAUUAUUUCUUGCAAAAUUACCAUGGGAAGAUGAGCAUGAAUAUGAAAAUUUUGUAAAUGAUCCACAUGCAGAAGAUGUUGUCAUACCUGGAGAUGGCGGUUAUAAACUUAUUAUUGAACUUCUAUUAAAGAAAGAUCCUGAUGAACGUGCAAGUGCUAAAGAAACUCUUUUACAAAUGAAAGCACAUCCAGUUCUUGGCAAGAUUGUUGAAGCAUUAGAAGAAAUAUUCUCUCCUGCUGAUGAUGUAUGCCAUGUUAAAAUACCUAACUCUCUUCGAGAAGAAAUGGCAAAUUUUGCUACACCACAACAACGAGCUCGUAUGGUUACAGGUUCAACAAGCUCAACAUUAACAACAGGUUCAACAAGUAAAACAUUAACAACAGACUCGUUUAAACAUCCUCAAUCACGUCGUUCAUGUCGAUAUGGUCGAGAUUGUUAUAGAAAAAAUCCUGAACACAGAGAAGAAUUUGCUCAUCCAGGUGAUCGAGAUCAUCGUGAAGGAGGUUCUGGAAAAGAAAAAUGUCGUUAUGGAUCACAAUGCUAUCGAAAAAGCAAUGCAGAACAUAUGGCAAAAUAUUCACAUUAA
Messenger RNA from Adineta steineri, 1452 nucleotides. NCBI's taxonomy places the organism in Eukaryota, Metazoa, Rotifera, Eurotatoria, Adinetida, Adinetidae. The record is from the annotation of a GenBank genome assembly.